AUGGCGUUAUGGUCAGUGCUUGUCAGCGAUGCUCAACAGGAACCGGUCAUCCUCGGAAGCAGGCCAAGCAUUAGCAAGCAGGUCGUGCGUCAUUCCGGAAGUGCCAGGGCUUUCCAUUCGUCGACACCGUCGACCGGCUCCAACACCAACAAUUCCGGGGGCGCCGUUUCGGCGUCCAACUCUGGCCUGGGGUCCAGCUCUGGUUCAACGUCCCGCAAUGAACACGUCGUGGUGCUGAAUGACCUGGAUGUCUCAAGACAGGGCACAGGCCAGCUGAAACCCCCCUACACCAUCUUGUACCAAGAUGGCCUCAAGGUGACUGUCCUGGAUGCACCAGGACUCCACAACAAAGAUCCCAUAUCAGACUCCCACAGCAUCAGUUCACCAGCAUUCAACAACAUCCCUGCAUGGCAACAGGAUCAAUAUUUUCCUUUUGGAACAUCCAUAACCAACCCAUUUGGGCAAAGUUUGCCUUACUGGCACCUGCAACAGCAGCAACAACAACGACUGUACAACCCUAAUAACCCGUUAUUGAACCCAGGAUUUGGCAACCUGGCUCAGCAUCAGCAACCCCUGAUGAUGACCUUUCCCAAUGGACUAAUGGGAGGUUUCGGACAACAACAUGGGCCUUUAAUGGUACCUGCAACUGCAAAUAAUUACCCGCUGAAUCCCUACAGUCAGUUUCUCCAAAAUCCGUUUGGGGUCGCUCCUGGUCAAGCCGCAUUGCUGGGAUCCAAUGUUGGUGCUGGCAGCAGUGGAGGUUUUCUUGCUGAUGUUCAAGACCUUGGAGAACAUUUGACGAUCGUUCCUUCUUCAAGUGGAGUCGGUUUGAAAGAAUUACAAACACAAAACAAUUACAAGAAGCAGCCGCAUUUGCGAUUGAACCCGUGGAGUCCUUUG
Messenger RNA from Notodromas monacha, 900 nucleotides. NCBI's taxonomy places the organism in Eukaryota, Metazoa, Arthropoda, Ostracoda, Podocopida, Cyprididae. The record is from the annotation of a GenBank genome assembly.